AUCAAUACAAUAGUAACUGCGCUCUAAUUUAUAGUAAUUCUGAUUCACCAAAAUAACAAUAAUACAUCAUAAAUAUAAGAGAUUUUAGAUUUCUAAUUAUAAUCUGAUAAUUAUCUUCAUCUUUAACUCUAAUUGUUUACCAUCAACAAUAAUUGUGAGUUAACCUUUACUCUUACGUUGAAAUUAAUAAGACUGUUAAUCAUUUACAUUGAUUUUCCAUUGGAUUACAGAGGGUUAACUGUUACUCUAACCUUUGUGUCUAUGGGCCAAACCUCAUCUCCCAUUUCCCAAUGAGAUGCUUAUUAAUUAGCUGAUUAAUACUAAUUCUAAAGAUUUGGAUCUAUUUUUCAAUUUCUUCUGUUGAUACUUAUUAGUCUCAUUCUCUCAGUGUUUCUGCCAAGCAUUAGAAUCGCCAUCAGUUUUUUUGCUUCUCAUUUUAUCGCCGGUGCUUAUUGUAAUUGUUUCUCUUUCUAAUUGUGUUGAUUGUGAUUGACUAAAUUGUAAUCAAAAUGCCACCAUACGCCUAUCAACAUGGAUACAAUUUGUUAUUACACCGGAUUAAGAGAAAUAGAAAUGAGGAGGAAGAAAAAGAGGAAGAAGAAGAUGAAAACAUGGAAAAUACAUCAUCAAUGGCUCCUGAACCGACGACUACAACCACCACCACCCAGCGACCUCAUUCUAGUAAAGUUACGAGUAAAUUGCCAAGUUUAAAGGGAACACCUCGUCCUACCAUCACCACCACCACCGAAUCAACAUGGCAAAUAGUCAAAGAAGAUGUUCAAGCGGUUUCAACGGCAACUCAUAUUCCAUUUGCGGCCAUUUUGCUGAUUCUUUUGGUCAUUCUAGUCACCAUUUUGGCUUUAUUCUAUUUCUGUCUUAACAAAUGGUGGAAAAAGUUCAAAGAAUCUGAUCGAGGAAAAGGAUUCAAAGGUAUUGACCUUAAAUCGGUCAAUUUGAUUGGUACUAUGGGUAAAGAGAAGGUUCAACCAGAUCAAGAUGAACUGACCGCUAAUAUGGAAGAGAAUGAGGAAGAACAAGCUGGAAAAGAGGAAAAGGAAGCACAAAAACUUGGAAGAUUACAAUUUAAACUCGACUACGAUUUCAACAACAAUAAUCUCGCGGUAACGAUUAUCCAAGCUGAAGAAUUACCUGCAUGCGAUGUUGGUGGAACCAGUGAUCCUUAUGUUAAGGUUUACCUUUUACCUGACAAGAAGAAAAAAUUCGAAACUAAAGUUCAUCGUAAGACACUGAAUCCCGUUUUCAACGAAACUUUCAACUUUAAGGUUCCUUAUAACGAAAUUAUCACCAAAACCCUAAUAUUGGCUGUAUUUGACUUCGAUCGAUUCUCUAAACAUGAUCAAAUUGGUGAGAUUAGAAUACCAAUGAAUCAGGUUGAUUUGGCUCAGACAAUUGAAGAAUGGAGAGAUUUACAGUCGGUUGAGGAAGAAGGUCCCGAGAAACUUGGUGAUAUUUGUUUCUCUCUUCGAUAUGUUCCCACUUCGGGUAAACUAACUGUUUGUAUUCUGGAGGCGAAGAACUUGAAGAAAAUGGAUUUAGGUGGUUUAUCGGAUCCCUAUGUGAAAAUAUCUCUCAUGAUGAAUGGUAAACGAAUCAAGAAAAAGAAAACCUCAGUCAAAAAGUGUACACUCAAUCCUUAUUUCAACGAAUCAUUCCAAUUCGAGGUACCAUUUGAACAGAUUAACAAGGUAUCCGUGAAAAUAUUAGUCGUCGAUUAUGAUCGUAUUGGAACAUGUGAUCCAAUCGGUAUGGUUGAAGUUGGACCUAAUUGUCAAGGUAACGAGUUAAGACAUUGGAUGGACAUGUUGGCCUCACCAAGACGACCCAUCGCCCAAUGGCAUUCACUUAAAGAUCCCGAUGAAGGUGGAAAAUAAUCCAAUCAACUUAGAACCCAUUAGAAACAAAACAAAAACACCAAGAAAACGCGUUAAUUAUAUUACACCGAAACCGAUUAUAAUCAUAACUACAAGAAGCGAAAAAAAAAUCGAAAUCAACUAAUUACCUUUGAAAAAUUGUCUUUCUUUUUCUCUCUGGUUUUCCUGAUUAAUCACCAUCACCAUCAUCAUCAUCUUCACCAUCGAUUAUCUGUUUGUCUUCAUCUCAAUCGACUUAAUCGUAACAAUUUAAAUUCUAAUUUCGUCUGUACAGAUUAAGAGCAUCCAAUUGAUGCAGUUCAAUUUACAUCUUUCACUUUCUUCAUCAUCUUCUCUCUCUCUUUCUCUCCCAAUCUUCAAAUCUACAGGAAAAUAGAUAAAUACUUCCAUCAUUAACAAUUAAGUUUGAACUAAUCAAACUAAAUCAUCGUUGAACCAAAUUAACAAACGAAAUCUUUAAAACCAAAGGAAUCAAAAAAAAAUUGAUAGAGUGAGAUUAAUACAAGAUUAUAAUUUUAUCUUUUUGCAUCUCUCUUUGUGUCCCCACUGGACAAUUAACCAUUUAGAAAACUAAAUAAUACCUAAUUGGUAAUUAAAAGAGAGCCCAAUCAUAUCCAGCUCAUCGUAAUCAUCAUGAGUGAUCAUCAUCAUCUUUCAUUAACACAUUCCCUAUGUUCAUCUCACUCAAUGACAGAGAAAAAUUUUGUUAAAUCAAUUCAACUAAUUAGCAAUUUGUUUCCCUUUAAUUUGUUAAAAUCUCUUUUAAAUUGUUUUUCUUACUUUUGCUGAUUUUCUCCAUCAUCAAUCAUCAAUCAUCAAUCUUCAUCUUCAUCAAUAUGCAAUGUCUUUGAAGAAAAACAAAUCUCUCUCUCUCUCUCUCUCUCAUGUACCUGUUUGAACACCUCACCUGAAACUCAGUAAGAUUAUAUUUUAAUUGUUUGAUUUUUGUUCUGGCACAAAAUCAAUUGAUUACAAAGCGUCGAGUUAAUCCUAAUAACUAAUUAGUCUCCUGCAUGAUUAAAUUACUUCAACAAUCAACUGAACAGUUAAAGCAACAAUAGGAGACAAUCUUGCAAUACAUGUUAAUGUUAUUAUCGUUGCUUUUGUAAUAAUAUAUCACCAUAAACCCUAAAGCCUAAACCAAAAGCCCUUUAAUUACUGGUUACCGUUUGUUUACAGGGUUAACAAUUUAAUCUCAACCUUCAUUUUGUCACUCUUUAAACAUGUUAAUAGUUAAUUAACUAAUUAAUCAAUGAAUUGUGUGUGUAUUUGUCUAAUCAAUAAGAAGAAACAAAAAAAAACUUGAUGGAUCUUUGUGGAUGCAAAUUGAUAAAUCCAAUGGAUUCCAUAAGGAUUAACGCUCAUGAGAACGGGAAUUAAAAGUAACAAUAAACACAGAGAAAAAAAAAGUCAAAUAUCCAAAUUAAUUUAAUCUUGUUUCCAAUUAAAACAACAAAUUAGUUAAUUAUCCAGGAAUAAUUAAUCCAAAUAUAAUCCAAACAUGAUGAGAUAAAAGCAAAACUAUAAAUGAAAAUAUAUCAAUCACAAUUACCUUUGAUUAUCAUCAAGCAAUCAUCUUGUAAUAUAUAUAUUAUUAUAAUCUAAUUCAUCUAAUUACUAUCAUCAGGUGUUGAUUUAAUUUCUGAUUGCCAAUUACCUUUAUCUUUUAAUCAUAUUAAAUGAAACAAUCAACCAACGAUGAUUAACCUUCUUGCUCUGGUUAUUACACUUUGAGGUUUGUUCACCUUGUGUAAAGGUGAUAAUCAAAUUAACUAAUCAAUUAUCAUUCCUAAUGUGUCUCAGUUUUACAAUCUCAUUCAUCUAAUUGUCAAUUUUAACCUAUGACCUUUAAUUAUACUCAAUUAUCACUAUUAUCAGCUGAUUGCAAGAUAAACAACAACAACAACAGCAACAAUUACAAAUAAUAUUGAUUAGAAUUGGAAAAAUUAAUAUUGAUGAAAACCAUUUAAAAUCUGAUAUUAAUUAACCUGGAAAAACAAAAAGCUUUUAUUUACAAUUAAUGUGCAACAAUUGGAUGUAAAUAGAGAUGAUUAAUUAACCAUCUCGAUUACAAUUAAGAUUUGAUUUUUGGUCCAAAGAUAAAUUAACAUUUGUAAACGAAAUCAAAUUAUUAUGUAGACUCAAUAAAGUGACAGUUAACAAAUCUCUUGA
Panonychus citri (citrus red mite) is the source of this 4064-nucleotide messenger RNA. RefSeq names its product synaptotagmin 1-like. Gene Ontology annotation, cellular component: synaptic vesicle membrane; axon; dense core granule. Bases 510 to 1892 code for a protein of 460 amino acids. Gene Ontology annotation, biological process: cellular response to calcium ion; calcium ion-regulated exocytosis of neurotransmitter; regulation of dopamine secretion. The transcript is spliced from 6 exons. NCBI's taxonomy places the organism in Eukaryota, Metazoa, Arthropoda, Arachnida, Trombidiformes, Tetranychidae. Gene Ontology annotation, molecular function: phosphatidylserine binding; calcium-dependent phospholipid binding; syntaxin binding. The record is from RefSeq and is a predicted model, not a curated record.